AUGAAAAGGAACUCAUAUUAAAGAAUCACACAAAAGUCUAAAAUAAGACAAGAGAUAAUCAAUUAUAGAAAUCAAGGCUUAUCUAACAAAGAAAUAUCAAGAAUUAUGAGUCAAAAAACAAAUAAAAAAAUAAGUGAAAAGACAAUACAAAGCAUCAAAACAGUCAAAAGAAAAUCAAAAUAUGCAGAAUAUAGACAAAUUACCAAAUCAACUAUUCUUUCUUAUAUUCUAGAAUAUAAUAACCAUUUUAUAUAUUCCACCGAUUAAACUUAAAUGAGAAAAGAAGUUUCCGAACUUGUAAAAGACAAGUUUCCUUAACCUUUUUCUCAUUUCUCUCAGAGAACUCACUAAAGGCUAUUAAAUGGAAUCAUAAAAAAGGUUGAGUCAAUCCGCAACUACAAAUCAUCAAAAUUGCCACAAAAUGAUUCAGAAUUCAAUUACAUCUUCUAUGACACCCAAUCAGAAGAGUAAUAGAUAUAAUCAGCAUCUUAAUUCCUAUUUUUUCAGGAAAGUUACCCUUCAUUUUAAGAAGAAUAAUAAUACUUCUGA
Molecule: messenger RNA, 549 nt
Organism: Paramecium tetraurelia
Lineage: Eukaryota; Ciliophora; Oligohymenophorea; Peniculida; Parameciidae
Exons: 1
Source: RefSeq, a predicted model, not a curated record